Molecule: messenger RNA, 435 nt
Organism: Pseudomassariella vexata
Lineage: Eukaryota; Fungi; Ascomycota; Sordariomycetes; Amphisphaeriales; Pseudomassariaceae
Exons: 2
Coding region: 1-435 (144 amino acids)
Source: RefSeq, a predicted model, not a curated record
AUGGAUGACUGGUGCGAAGUCCUGGUUUCUGCCUCUAGUAUCCCGAAAGCGUUCGAUGCCAAGCAUGCUAGUCCUAGCGGAAUGAACUUUGCGUAUAGUGCCGCUGAGCGGAUCGAGAAGUUUAACGAGGACCCCGAGUCAUAUGAUAAGUAUUGCCAUGAUGUUGAGAGAGGAUUGCGCCAGCGGGCUAAUCUCAUGCAACUCAACUCGAAUGGCCGGAAGAACUCAAGAGAGGUGACUUCAGAGCUGAUGAAGGAGAAGCUGUGCAGCGAUUCUAGGCUCACCACGCAGUCGACGUGGUUAUUUGCACCACUGUUUGAUGCGACCAUCGUGCCUCUUUUCAAGGUGACUGGAAGGGACGGAGUCGACAUGCAUUAUCAGUUUGGUGAUUUCCUGGUUGGAACACUGGUGGAGAACUUCGCAACCCAUCAGUGA